UUGUACUAUAGAAUUAAUAUUUUAGGUACACUAGAAGUUAUAUCAUAAUGGGUGGGAAACCUUCCUUUCCUGUUCAACCACUUCCGGAUGAUCGUAUUUUCGUAGUAACUGGGGGAAAUGCCGGCAUCGGGUAUGAAAUGGCUAAAUGGUGCGCCAUGAUGGGCGGUAAAGUCGUUAUAGCGUGCCGGUCGGAGGUUCGAGCACGAAAGGCCAUUGAGAAAAUGCAAGAAGAAUUCCAGUCUGAGAAGGGAAAGGGGACAAAGGGUUUAACAGAAAACCCAAAGUUAGCCGUUGAAUUCAUGGAACUAGAUUUAGCGUCGUUUACGUCAGUUUUAAAAUUUUGUGACGAGUUCAGGAAAAGUGGGCGUAAAUUGCACGUGCUAUGUUGUAACGCUGGUAUAUGUUACAGCCAUGGCAGAAAAACUGAAGAUGGCUUCGAGAUGAUGCUGCAAGUCAAUUAUCUAGGUCAUUUUGUCAUCAUUGCCAAAUUACUGUCGACAAUGCGAGCGUCUGGGCAGGAUUGUCGAGUUAUUUUCACGUCGAGUAUUGCUCAUGAUAGCGGCAUCUUUGAUCUGAAUACAUUGCAAUAUGACGAAAAGUUCGAGAAGCAUCCUGAGCUCGAGUAUUACUCCCGAUCAAAAUUGUACCAAGUUAUGCAGACGUAUGAAAUGGCACGUCGAUUUAAAGAUUCAAACAUCACAUUCAAUAGCCUACAUCCGGGUCUUGUUGACACAGAAAUAUUCAACGAAGCUGAAAGUUGUUUUGAUAGAUGUUGUAUAGGAUGUGUACGAAAAAUAGGCGCAAUGAGAACCAGCUUAGAGGGCGCCACCACCGGAAUUGAACUUGCGACCAAUCCUAAACAGAAAGGGGUGUCAGGAUACUACUGGGUGGACUGUAAGCAAACAAUGUCAUCGAGUACGUCACGUGACGCAGAAAGACAGAAGGAAUUAUGGGACAAAACGUUAGAGUUAAUCCAACAGUACCUGACAGAUGCUGAAAAAACUGGAUUGGAGGGCAAAUGAUGUGACCUAAAGUUCAAACAAUGAAGAUUAGAAAGUGUUGUUAUAAACCGUUUCAUUAUGGCACUUUAACAGAGUACAAACAGUUUGUUAUAUUUUAUGAAAAAAAACUAUAUGGCUCUGAACACCGUUUAUUGUGAUUUUUUUUCUGAUAAAUAAAUAAAUGAAUAAAUAAAUGAAUGAAUGAAUGAAUGAAUGAAUGAAUGAAUGGAUGAAUAUAUGAAUGAAUGAAUAAAUGAAUGAGUAAAUAAAUAGACAAAAAUAAAUAAAUAAAUGCAUGAAUGAAUAAAUGAGUAAAUAAACAAAUACAAAUAAAUAAAAAAAUAAUCACACUUUAUUCAAAAUUUUAAGUAUGAGCGAAAUAUAUAACUUUGACACAUUUUGUUUGUUCUUGAUAAGACAACAAAAUCGAUAGGAGAUAAGAAUGUUUUUAAACAUAACUGUAAAGAUUCACUGUCGUUUAUUUUUGACGUGACAAAUUUAUGAAAAUCAAUGUGGUGUUAUUAUAUAAAGGCAUGUAGAUAUGUCAUAUUGUAGUUUUUGUAUCUAUAUAAAACGAUGAUUAUUUGCACAGCAAAUAAAAUACAAUGACAGCA
Messenger RNA from Ruditapes philippinarum (Manila clam), 1615 nucleotides. Its product is annotated as dehydrogenase/reductase SDR family member on chromosome X-like. The record is from RefSeq and is a predicted model, not a curated record. Lineage: Eukaryota; Metazoa; Mollusca; Bivalvia; Venerida; Veneridae. The transcript has a single exon. The coding region runs from base 48 to 1022 and encodes 324 amino acids.